This is a messenger RNA of Astrephomene gubernaculifera, 584 nucleotides long. The record is from the annotation of a GenBank genome assembly. NCBI's taxonomy places the organism in Eukaryota, Viridiplantae, Chlorophyta, Chlorophyceae, Chlamydomonadales, Astrephomenaceae.
CUGUAAUAGCCCACCAAGAACGUCGCCUACUACCUACUUUCGCCCUGCAAGUCGUGCAAGAUGAACGCCAUCCGCCAGCCCGUCGCUUUCAAGGCCGGAGCUUCGCCAGCAAUCCGCCGCUCAGUUAUUGCUCGAGUCGGCAGGACUGUUUCUGGAAAGGACAAUGGUGCCCCAGAGCCGCGACCUGCCGAGCCCCCGAGCGUCGAAUACCUGAAGACCCUGCCUGGCAUCACCGCCCCUUUUGAGGAUAUCUUCGACCCAGCCGGAUUUGCGCGCACAGCGAGUGUCCGCGACAUUCGCCGCUGGCGUGAGUCGGAGAUUGUCCAUGGCCGCGUAUCCAUGCUCGCCGCGCUGGGCUUCAUUGUGGGCGAGCAGCUGCAAGACUACCCGCUCUUCUUCAACUGGGACGGCAGGGUGUCAGGCCCCGCCAUCACGCACUUCUCCCAGAUCGGCCAGGGCUUCUGGGAGCCGCUGCUGAUCGCAAUCGGCAUCGCGGAGUCCUACCGCGUGGCCAUCGGCUGGGCCACCCCCACCAACACCGGCUUCAACAGCCUCAAAGACGACUACGAGCCCGGCGACCUGGG